AUGAACCGCAAGAAGCUGCAGAAGUUGACCGAGACCUUAGUGAAGAAUUGCAAGCACUUUAAUAAAUUUGAAGUGAACCGUCUUAUAAAGCUUUUUUAUAGCUUGGUGGGAGAUGUGGUAGAGCGACCAGGUAUGGUCAUUGGACUAGAUCGUAAUGCAUUUCGAAACAUCCUGCAUGUGAGAUUUGGAAUGACAGAUGACAUGAUUAUGGACAGAGUAUUUCGGGGUUUUGAUAAAGACAAUGAUGGCUACGUAAAUGUAUCAGAGUGGAUUAAUGGAUUAUCACUGUUUCUUCGAGGAUCUUUAGAAGAAAAAAUGAAAUAUUGCUUCGAAGUGUUUGAUUUAAACGGUGACGGAUUCAUUUCAAAGGAGGAGAUGUUUCACAUGCUGAAGAACAGCCUUCUCAAACAGCCCUCCGAAGAGGACUCCGACGAAGGCAUCAAGGACCUGGUUGAAAUAACACUGAAGAAAAUGGACCAGGACCAUGAUGGGAAGCUGUCUUUUGCAGACUAUGAGCAAGCUGUGAGAGAAGAGACUCUUCUGCUGGAAGCUUUUGGACCGUGUCUCCCUGAUCCAAAGAGCCAGAUGGAAUUUGAAGCCCAAGUAUUCAAAGAUCCAAAUGAAUUCAAUGAUAUUUGA
Cynocephalus volans (Philippine flying lemur) is the source of this 639-nucleotide messenger RNA. RefSeq names its product calaxin (gene CLXN). NCBI's taxonomy places the organism in Eukaryota, Metazoa, Chordata, Mammalia, Dermoptera, Cynocephalidae. The record is from RefSeq and is a predicted model, not a curated record. Bases 1 to 639 code for a protein of 212 amino acids. Gene Ontology annotation, molecular function: calcium ion binding. The transcript has 6 exons.